Molecule: messenger RNA, 1069 nt
Organism: Arabidopsis arenosa
Lineage: Eukaryota; Viridiplantae; Streptophyta; Magnoliopsida; Brassicales; Brassicaceae
Source: the annotation of a GenBank genome assembly
AAUCUGAUUUGAUCAUUUCUAGGCUUUGAAGCUGUCUCAAGAUUGUUUAAAUUAAAUAUGUUCAGAAGAAGGAAUGCUCACCAACUCGAGGAUGAUUCUCACAAAGAUAACAAGGUUAGAGAAUUGAAAUCCGCGAUAGGACCACUAUCGGGACAUAGUUUAGUUUUCUGCUCUGAUCCUUCCUUGAGGAGAUAUUUAGAUGCUCGUAAUUGGAAUGUUGAAAAAGCCAAGAAAAUGAUUGAAGAGACUCUUAAAUGGAGAUCAACCUAUAAACCUCAAGAGAUCCGUUGGAAUCAAGUAGAACAUGAAGGUGAGACUGGAAAAAUUUCAAGAGCUAGUUUUCAUGAUCGACAAGGUAGAGUAGUGCUUAUAAUGAGACCCGCAUUGCAGAAUUCAACUUCAUCAGAAGGUAAUAUUAAGCAUUUGGUCUAUCUUCUUGAAAAUGCAAUCCUAAAUCUUCCCAAGGGACAAGAACAAAUGUCUUGGCUCAUUGAUUUCACUGGUUGGUCUAUGGCUGCUAAUGUUCCUAUGAAAACAACACGCGAAAUCAUCCACAUUCUACAGAAUCAUUACCCUGAGAGACUCGGUAUCGCCUUUCUCUACAAUCCACCAAGAAUCUUCCAAGCAGUCUACAGGGCUGCUAAGUACUUCUUGGACCCAUGUACAGCUGAAAAGGUGAAAUUUGUGUACCCAAAAGACAAAGCAAGUGAUGAACUGAUGACAUCACACUUUGAUAUUGAGAAUCUCCCCAAGGAAUUUGGAGGUGAAGCAACACUAGAGUAUGAUCAUGAGGAUUUCUCACGACAAAUGUGUGAAGACGAUGUCAAAACCGCAAAAUACUGGGGAUUGGAGGAGAAUCACUAUCCGAAACCAAACGGUUUCUCUGCAUCCGAUGUUGUUCCUGAGCCGGCAACUUCUAUUGCAUCAGCCGCUAGCUGAGAGUUGAAGACAUUUAUUAUAUACACAUAAACAAGAAGAGAAGAAGAAUAAAGUUUAUUCUCAUUGAUAGAAGAAAGAGCCAUUAGCAUGUGCUGGUUAACUUGGAGAUUAAUAAAGUUCUAAGUCUUAG